Messenger RNA from Rotaria sp. Silwood2, 1506 nucleotides. The record is from the annotation of a GenBank genome assembly. NCBI's taxonomy places the organism in Eukaryota, Metazoa, Rotifera, Eurotatoria, Philodinida, Philodinidae.
AUGAACAAGGAUAUUGUGAACCAAGGAUUUAAUGAAAUCUAUCCUGCAUUUGUUAUACCUGAAACAAGUCAUGAAGUUAUACUUAUCAAUCGAUACAUGUCGAUGGAAGUUAUGGACAAAGUGUUAAAUCACAUUAAGGAUUGUUAUCAAUAUUCGGUAGAUACUGAAAGUGAAAUGUCAACCCAUGAAUUAUCUAUUAUACAAUUUCAUACAAUUCCUCGUACAUUACCAUCACAAGUACUUAUUAUCGAACUAUCACAAUUACCAAAUCGGCAAUCUCACUUGUACGUAAAAAUCAAAGAAGUUUUUAGAUUAAUUUUUAGAUCACAUAAUGAAAUAUACUCAUGGGGGGACAUGAACCUCGAACUUGAAUCAGCAAAUUAUUUAUUCACAUGGCCAAUUACAUCAGAAUUAAUUAACCUUCAGUCGCACUUUCCUGGUUGGUAUGAAUGGGCUCGGACUCAAUGUAGGGUCCAGAGCCUGGAACAACAGGCGAUGGAGAAUAAUGAUAUUAUAGCUGAUCAACGAAAUUUAUCAGCAUCGUCAUGUAUAUGUCACCGUCCAAGUCCAUACAAUGAGCAUCAGCUCUGGUCAUUACAAAAAGCAUUUUUAUAUAGUUUUAAUUUAUUUAUAGAUAAAACAAGUACCUUGUCACAUUGGUCAUAUGGCCUAUCUUCAAUUGGCUCAUCACUGACACAUGUACAGCGUAAAAAAAUGAUAAAUUAUGCUAAAAAUGACGUGAUGGCGGUAACUUAUCUCAUUAGACCAAUUACCGAACAAUGGUCGCUUACAAGAACAAAAGAAUCAAGCAUUGAAGAAAUGUUUAUUACAUUUCAAUCAAAACGACCACCACCAUUACGUCAACCAAAAUCGAAAAACAAAAUAAAAAACAUUAAUGUUCAAAAAUUGUCGAAGAUAUUUACGUCCAUUAAUGAUUCUGACUAUGAAUUAAUAUCAUCAGAUGAUGAAAUUUAUUUAAAUCAAUUGAUAGAACCAGUUGUGAACGUUUAUUGUCCUAGAGAUCAAAUCAUUAAUGAUGAUAUGGCACAAGAUGUUAUUCGAGAUUUAGAUGAUAAUGUUAAUGUUGAAUUACAAAUUGAUGGACCGACAAUUGAUGUUAUAAUGAACAAUGAUGAUGAUCAAACGAACAGUGUUAACAAUCACUACGUGGUUGUUGACGGGAUGAAUAAUCCAACAGAACAUCAACAACAACGAAUCAAGAAAAAACGAUCACUUCAAGCAAAACAAAAAAAGAACCGCAAAAGAAACAACAAAUUACGAUUACAUCGAUAUAAAUAUUAUUUAACAAGAUCAUAUUAUCAUCGAUUUAAAUCAAGAUCCCUUAAAAAAGUUCUUCGAUAUUAUGAUGUGCAAUAUCGACAUAUAAAAUUUCAAGAUGAUAAAGUGGUUAUCGGUGUUAAAACUAAGGCAGCUCAACGUGAUUAUGAAGAAGCAUUGCCACACAAUUGUUUCAACAGGAGAAAUUAUUACCGAUUUAGAAGGUGA